UCAAUGCAGCCAGCAAUAACUCUCCUCCUCUCUUCUCCUUCCUUCUUCCUUCCUCAAAUCCUCACCAUUUCUCUUCUCUUUUAACCAUGAUUUAUUUCUUCAUGAAUUAAUCCUCUUCUAACCAAGGUUGGAUCAACUCUGCCAUAUAGCUUCUGCUGCUGCUGCGUCUAGCUUUUCACUGAAAGAGGAGGAGGAAGAACGACAGAUAUGCCGCGCGCUGCCUCCACCGCCUCAGUAGCUGGACGAUGAACGCCUCCGGCAAUACUGCUGGGUUCGGUUCCACUCCAUCUCUCACUCAGGCAAGUUUGAUGGACAUGGGGCGAGAGUUUUCGAUGCAAUAUCGCGAUGAGCUGAUGGAGAACAUGAUGAUGAGCAGGGAGGAAAUGGAGAGCAAGUCUUUGCAUGAUGACGGUGGCGGUGGUGGUUCGGAGGAGGAGGAGCAGGGGCAUGGCCUGCAGCAGCAGAGGCCGAGGAAGCACUACCACCGUCACACUCAACACCAGAUACAAGAACUCGAGAAUUUCUUCAAGGAGUGUCCUCAUCCUGAUGACAAACAGAGAAAGGAGCUCAGUAGAGAGCUGGGGCUGGAGCCACUUCAGAUCAAGUUCUGGUUCCAAAACAAGCGCACACAAAUGAAGAACCAACAAGAAAAGCACGAGAAUGCUCACCUGCGAUCGGAGAAUGACAAGCUUCGGGCUGAGAACAUGAGGUACAAGGAAGCACUCGCCAAUGCCUCGUGCCCCAACUGCGGCGGCCCUGCGUCCCUCGGAGAAAUGUCAUUUGACGAGCACCAUCUCAGAAUUGAAAAUUCUCGACUGCGAGAGGAGAUUGAUAGGAUAUCUGCCAUAGCUGCCAAGUACGUGGGCAAGUCUGCAACUUCUCGGCCCUUGCUCUCUCCUCCACUCUCUGGCCGUUCGUCACUGGACCUCGGCACUGGGAUCGACAAUUUGUUUGGCGGGGAAGGAGAGCUACUGAAGAGCAUCUCCAGCUACAUGGAUAUUGAGAAGCCAAUGCUCGUCGAGCUUGCAGUGGCUGCCAUGGAGGAGUUGGUGAGGAUGGCACAGCUCGGCGAGCCGCUUUGGGCAGUUGGAAUCGACGGCUUUACUGAGACUCUCAAUGAAGAGGAAUACGCGAGGAUCUUCCCCAGAGGCAUCGCCCCCAAAUCUCCGGGAAUGAAAUCAGAGGCGACUCGCGCUACCGCUGCUGUGAUCAUGAAUCAUGUAAACAUGGUUGAGAUGCUAAUGGAUGUGAAUCAAUGGUCGAAUAUAUUCUCUGACAUUGUAUCAAGAGCUAUCACAUUGGAGGUGCUAUCGACUGGAGUAGCAGGCAAUUUUGAUGGUGCAUUACAACUGAUGUCUGCGGAAUUCCAACUGCCGUCGCCUCUUGUGCCAACCCGGGAGAGCUUGUUCGCGCGCUACUGCAAGCGGCAUGCUGACGGAACCUGGGCAGUGGUCGAUGCCUCUUUGGAGAGCUUACGCCCUGCUUCCGUCUUGAGAUGCAGGAGAAGGCCCUCUGGCUGCAUCAUUCAAGAAAUGGCUAAUGGAUACUCAAAGGUUACAUGGGUUGAGCAUGCUGAAGUCGAUGAUAGGUCUGUUCAUGAAAUGUAUAAGCCCUUAGUCAGCUCAGGCCUAGCCUUCGGUGCUAAGAGGUGGACGGGGACGUUGGAUCGACAAUCCGAACGACUUGCGAGCGUAAUGGCUAGCAAUGUACCCUCCAGGGAGAUCACUGUGACGACCUCUGCAGAAGGGAGGAAGAGCAUGUUAAAACUAGCCGAAAGGAUCGCCAAAAGCUUUUGUGGAGGUGUGAGCGCCUCAACUGCUCACCAAUGGACUACUCUCUCCGGCAGUGGCGCGGAGGAUGUGAGGGUCAUGACAAGAAAGAGUGUUGAUGAUCCUGGAAGGCCUCCUGGGAUCCUUCUUAAUGCUGCUAAAUCCUUCUGGCUUCCUGUCAUGCCCAAGACAGUCUUCGAUUUCCUCCGCGAUGAAAGCUCCCGCAAUGUGUGGGACAUCCUUUCAAACGGUGGCGUUGUUCAGGAAAUGGCUCACAUAGUCAACGGGCGAGAUCACGGCAACUGUGUCUCUCUUCUCCGCGUCAACAGCGUGAAUUCAAAUCAGAGCAACAUGCUGAUACUGCAAGAGAGCUGCACCGAUGCAGUUGUCUCCUACGUGAUCUAUGCCCCGGUGGAUGUCGUGGCUAUGAAUGUGGUGUUUAAUGGUGGAGAUCCUGACUAUGUCGCACUGUUGCCCUCUGGCUUUGUCAUCCUACCAGAUGGGCCUUCUUCCAUUCAAGGCACUGCUGCCGCAGCACCACCACAUGAAGCUGGCUCCCUUGUCACUGUCGCAUUUGAAAUCCUGGUCGAUUCAGUCCCAACAGCCAAGAUAUCGCUCGGCUCUGUCGCCACAGUUAACAGCCUUAUCGCGUGCACCGUCGAACGAAUCAAAGCCGCGUUGAUCGGUGAAAGUGUACAGUGAGCCAGGAACUUGGUUGGUCUGCAGAGACAAAGGGCGAAGACAAUGUUUCAUGGGAGGCAUCAAAAUCAAGUCUUGUUUUUGACAUCAAACUGAAUUCCUUCUAUGUUUUGGGUUUGUACUCAAGUGUGUUGGAGAAAUGGAGCAACCAACGCAAAUGUCUAUCUUGUCAAGAUAAAUUAACUUGUGAUUUUAAGUACCUUAUUUUAUUGGUCAGUGUAUGGACAUAACGACUUUGUUUAUUGCCUGUUUAAUGCGUCAUGCUAUGAAAUUAAGAAGUUUUUCGUAGGGUUUA
Zingiber officinale is the source of this 2763-nucleotide messenger RNA. RefSeq names its product homeobox-leucine zipper protein ROC2-like. Lineage: Eukaryota; Viridiplantae; Streptophyta; Magnoliopsida; Zingiberales; Zingiberaceae. The coding region runs from base 246 to 2471 and encodes 741 amino acids. The transcript has 12 exons. The record is from RefSeq and is a predicted model, not a curated record. Gene Ontology annotation, biological process: regulation of DNA-templated transcription. Gene Ontology annotation, molecular function: lipid binding; DNA binding; DNA-binding transcription factor activity, RNA polymerase II-specific.